GUAGCGUUGUGAUGUCUUGAGCGUCCAUUUGAAAGGUGCUAAAUGUUGAGAGUGCUUUUUUCCUUCAUUGGUUGCUUGGAUCUGCAUUGCAUUGAAGCUGCAUUCCUUCGGUAGUGGAUGACGCGUUUUCGCGUGAAAAGUGAGGUGCUUUGUACGUUCUGUACGGGAAUAGAGUGCAUUUAGUACAUUUUAGAAGAUCUUACAAGUUGUGCUUUGGGAUAACAAUCUCGUUCGUUUAGGUGUGGAAAAAAAGUAGGAUCUACCUCAAGUAGUGAGGCUUUUAUCUGGCUGCUUCGGGGAGUAGCGGCAGCUGAAGUGUUUGUGUGCGCAUCGUGAAAAGGAGUGUAACCACCGGGUAAGAGCCCUACUCGUGAUAUUACAAUUAUAAGCAAAGAGAAAAGGAGUGAAAAAUACGUUCAAGUGCUUCUUAAUAACAGCUUACGUACGAAGGAAGAAGCUGUUUCAGCUCGUUGCUCAAAGUGCAGGGAAAAUAAGAAAAAAUUCCCAAAGUGUGUGCUACAACCGAGAAGAAAAACGUUGUUUUUCGUACUUAGUCCGACCAUACGUACGUUCAUACGUAGCUACAUACAUACAUACGUACACAUACAUACGUCAGCGGCCAAUCUGGAGUUCCGAACCCGUUCCGAGCCAGCGACCUGGGAAAAGAAGGUAUCCGGACAGAGCCUCCUCAGUCAUAGGCGUCCGCCCAGCGGCUGACUGCAUACACUAUAGGCGGCAUAAAAGACCACAGCACGGUUAGGAAUUAAUGAACGGAGCAGAACAAGUUGUGGAUUCUUCUGUUUGUUGUGCUCCGUGCGGCUGUUGCAAUCGCUGAAGAGGAAUCUGCUGUAUUUUUUUGUGUUAAGAGGGUCCAUUCUCCUGCGACGAGCGACCUAUACUUACCGCCGACCAGAAACCGGUGGGGUGCGUCGACGACGGUACCGGCGAAGUACUUCGCUGUGUGGUUCUGAGUUGUAAAAUGUAGCUGAACCGCCCGAGGCGCUAUGGAGCAGAACAUAUUCGACGUUUCCGAUGACAUUUCAUUCCCCUGGUUGCCGGCGUAUGCCGAGGCGACCGAAUCGGACCAACAGUUGGCGACCGGUUCGAGUCGGAUGCUGGAAACCAUCGUGGAGGAAACCUCGGACGAUGACGACGGCCGAGGUCAGCCACCGUCUCUGGAGCAGCAGGGCUGGUCCCAGUUCGAUCAGGUGUGGAGCUCGGCCGAUUCCGAUACCGGUUCGGUGAUACGCGUUGAUACACCCUCGGAUCAAGAUACAAUGUCCGAGCGGGAUUUCAUUUGUCCCCCCAAGCGAAGGAAGCACGAUAACGGUACGGACGCGGAUGAUUCCGUUGGCGGUGGUGGUGGAGGAGGAAGUGAACUGUACAGUGGGUUUGGAAGCUUCCGGAGACCAAGGAUAUGUGAACCAGAUGGACAGGAGGUCACGGAAUACUUCAUGAGACGACCAACCGAACAAAGAUUACGUUUCGAUGAGAUCGGGCACGAUCUGUUUACGGAUUCCGAUAGUUUGUCGUACGCGUCGCUAAGUCGGUCCUCGUCGCUGAUCCAGUUCGAGUCGUUGGAGCGGCAGCUGCAGAAUGAAUCGGUGGCCGUAGCUUCGGCGCCACUGUCAGGCUCUUCACCUUCGCUGUACUCGUCAGGAUUGCUAUCCGGUGCUGACGGUGCAGGAAGCGGACCGGUCGGUAGUGAGAACGCUAGAAUUUCGAACGUGGGAGCUGAUACGCUUGGGUUCUACCAUCCGAGCAGCCCCGGCAAGAAAAGCAACCUACUGACGGCGUCCAAUUUGAUCCAACAGAACAAACUGAAAGUGAGUGGUGGCAUUGGGAUUGGGUGCAAACAACCGGUGCUGAAUAUAAGUGACUCGGAGCUGUAUUCCUCGUCGAGUGUGAGCAGUAGUGGUAGUAGCAGUAGUGGCGGUGGCAGCAGUUGCAAUUAUGCCAGUGACGAGUGCGAUUUCAACCACGAAAACACGCCAAGUCCCAGUGAGCCUCAGGUAGCAAAAAGUUCCUCGGAUGAGGCGGACGGUUUGAUUCGAUGUCCCCAGCGUUGCUCCGAACGACGUAAGUCAUUGAACCAGCUCCGAACGAAGAACUCGAUCGAAAGUCUCAGUGAGGACAGUGGCUAUUGUGAUCAUUUGCAUUUCAAUAUGAAUAAUUUACGAGUCAAGUCGAAAAGCUUGACGAAUUUCGGUUCGGCCGAGAAUGUAAACAUGUUUGUGGAACCGGUGGUGCCGUUGGAUUAUUACGAACAGCGUCAUGUUUCGUUCCACCAGGAGAAUCGCCUCUCGACGGUUUGCGACGAGGACGAAGAGGAAGAGCAGGACCAGUGCCCAGAGGGCGGCACAAUGCAACAGUGCAACAGUGAAGAAAGUCUAUCCAAUAAGUACGAACGCAACAAACCAGAACAACGCUGGUACACCGCAAGCGCUAAUACCAAUAUUCAUAAUUGUACAAAAAUAGAUUUAGACACAAAUAAACAUUCGCGCACGCCCGGCUCCAUCGGGGAGCAACCGCCAUUCGUCGUGGUGAGCAAAGUGAUGCCGCCGUCGCCCUCAUCGUCGUCCUCUUCUGCCACCUCGUCGUCGGUGUCGUCGCGGACCGGUUCGUCCGAUUCCCUCGAGAGGCAUCCGGCGGCGGUGGGACCGAUCGCGACGAAUCUGGAUCGUCACCAGCGUACCGCCGAGCCGAGUCCUAAAAAUAGUCAUCGUCGUCCAUCGUCGCAGAGGGAUGAUAUAGAACAGCUUUCCUGCUCACGAAAGCGACCGAGGUCGCAUCAGCAGCAGCAAAGCCGACGGCGGACCAUCAUUUCUGCCAGUUCGCCCGAUCUGUUCAGCGCUGAUCAACGCCGCAGUACGACACAAGCGCGCAUCCGGAGCCGGAAACAAAGUCAACGACGGAAGGUUACCGAUUUCCUGGAAUACGGCGGCGGGAUCAGUUUCAGUGUGUCCAGUGUGCCCGAUUGUCUGAAUCUGUGCGGUGGGGGACAUCCGAUCGGGUUUCAUCCACCGGACCAGCAAUCCGACUCGUUGGAUUCGUUCGAGUUAAGUGAAUCGGCACCCAGUUCGGGAAAUUAUCACUCGUGGAACCAACAACAGGAUUCGAUUGCUAGUAAAAAUUUUGAUUUGUAUGAUUAUAGGGCGCACUCUGAAGUGCUGGUGCCUACUACGGUCGUUAAAAGUGUAAAGACGGUGACUUUUCAAACGGUAGCUAAACCGCGAGUUGAUAUUCGGGCCAGUUAUGCCAAUUUAACGGCAUUGGACUACAGUGAUGACGAGGACGGUAAACCGUAUUUCUUGAAGCGAAACACAUUUAGAACCAGCAGCGGAACAAGACUGGGUGGAGUGCGUGAAAUGGCAGGAUCGUGGGAGGCGAAAAAAAUAUUCAACGAAGACGAAGAGGAGGAGAGAAUCUUCCCGGUGGACGGCGGGGAAACAAAUGUAUUCAACUCACUGCUCGAUGAGAUUUCCGCUCAUUUCGAUCGAAACCUAUCGAUUAUCAAUGACCAGGCCGAAUCGUACGAACCGAUCGCGGCGUUUUUACACGAACAGCGCGUGACGCCCCAGCUAUCAUCAUUUGCCGCACUGGUGACACCACCCCAACCACCGCCGAGGCGAACGCAAAUCAAAACAAACCCACAUCACUCACAGGUACCGACACAGGCCGUGCCGACGGAGAGGAAAAUCCGUACCUUCGAUCAGGACCCCACCAAUCUGGUCACCUGCUAUGCCGCCAGUUUGGAACGAUGCACAUUCGAUCCAACCGAGUCCACACUCGAUUUAUAUAACAACGUCGGCAGUGGCGCAGUUAACCAGUCGAGUAAUUUUAAUAUCAAUCAUCCGAUGAUGGUGGCAACGCGCGGCGCACCAGUGGUAGUGGCCAAACGUGAGUUUGUUUCGAGCACACCCAACCUCAACUACUACAACGCGGGCAGCGGUAAUGGCGAAGGUGGCCUUAACGCCCAUCACAAUUCUCUGAAGAAUGUUUCUUGCCUUGAAAUCGGUGGCGGAGAGCUGGCCUCCAUGAGCACCGGAAUUCUCACGACCGCCUCCAGUUCGAAAUGUGGCCUGUCGAAGGGUGUCAGUUUCUGUCCGAUAGUGUCAGAAAUUAUCUGGAAGGAUAAUGGUUCCGAGCUGGAUCCGGAUGAUAAUGCAAGCAUUGUCUCCAAUCAGGACUUCGAAAUCGACAUCGAUGACGAUGAUUUCGAACAGGACGAUUUCGAUCAUGCGAAUCUGAUCGCGACCCAAACAAACACCCUCAUUAAUGCCAACAGCGUUGAAACCGGUUUGUGUGAGCUAAUAAAUAAAGCUGAUUCAUUGCUGGAAUAUUAUCAUCGUAAUGAUGAUGAUGAUGAUGAUGAUGACGAUCAUCAUCACCGUCACGAAGCACCCACCCAAAGUCCGGAGCAGCAGCAGCAAGCGACGCCGACGCCGGUUAAGUUCGAACAUGAUCGUAAUGACGUCAUCGAUUCGCUCUCACGAGAAUCCCACCCGAACGAUCAAUCGAGAGAGGCGAAAGAAAGAGACAACGAUAUUCACAUCAACGAAACAAGCGCCAGUAAAAAUGCGAAACAUAUGGAAAGUGACGAGAGUGAACUCAGUACGAAAGUGAUCGUUGCCGAGCAAGGUAGCACAAUGGCGUCCGCGAUCGGGAAUGGUGUUGACGCUAGCAGGAACAUGAUCGCCGUCGAGUCAGCUGCUUUACCACCACCACCACCACCACAAUCAUCCGUCCUUAGCGAAGGGGUCGAAGAUACGCAAUCACCGCCACAACAACAGCAAAAGUUCGUUAAUAACAAUAAUAAUUUGAUUAAAAACUUCAAAAACGGGAAGGCGGAAAAGAAAGGCAAAAACUUUCUGUCGCGACUGUCGUCCGGUUUUCGGUUCUCGUUCCGCGGUAAAUCGAAGAAGAACAAAGAUGGUGUCGGUGGCUCAUCGAACGGAAAGGUUGGCAACACUGUGCCCGCGAGUGAUAAACAAUCGUCCCCAGUAAAAGUGAAAGAAUCCGGAAUCGAUAAAGUGUCGUCUGAUUUUAUUUAUAUUCCUCUAAAAGAUCCAAACGACCAGAAGCAGCAGCAGUCAGUUUAUGAGGUUGAUAACAGUGUCAAUGGUGCCAGUGAAGUGAUCGAUAAUGAGGAGUACUAUUUGCGUCAAAUGAACACGGUUGGGUUGCAGAUUAACGGUGAAGACCAGAUAGACGAUGCCACCAAUAUGUCAUUCGCGUCAAACUCUACAUCGAUUCCAAACUCGAGUUUGGUUAGUGGUGGGAGCAGUGGGCCGCGAAACCACGUGUUGAGCGGAAAGCCACCCUUGCCAAAGCAACCCCCACGGGUCGUUGGUGUGUGUACGAAACGUUCUACCCCGACACCGGGACGGUAUGCGCAUGCCUCCCAGCGAGCCUCGUCGACUCCACCGAGAACGGAAAUCGAUCUGGACGAAAGCCACGGCAGCGGUGGCUUCUACCGUCAGUACACAAACGGCGCUGGAACGAUAUACGGCGCAGAAGGAGCGUCCGGAUUCUCUCCUUUGUCCGCGGUUGGCGGUCGGUGCAACAGCAGUGGUUUAAGAUCCAGUUACCAGCAACAGCAAGUGAUAGGUGACAACAGCAAUUACUUCAAUCACAUUAUGGGUAGUGAACAGAAAAUCGGUCUCAUCGAGACCAACCUCGAUACCCACGAGACGGUUAUCUCGGGCAAAACCCGUUCGCUGAUGGAACUCGGCGGACCGUCUUCCCAGAUGCACCAGCUGCAGGUGCAUCACGGUACCGUCGGCGGCGGUGGCGGUGGCGGUGGCAUUGUCGGAAGUGGUGUUGGCGUCGGUGUCGGCGGAGGAGGCACGGUAGGCGUUGGCGAUGGCACUUCCAAACGGCUGGGCGGCGUUAAUGGGAUUAAAGACCGCCAGACAACAGCCAUUGCCAAUGAACCCGGAAGGCCACAUAAGAGUAUGGAGUUUCUGCUGGAUAAGGAAAAUCAGCGAAAUGUUUUGCCUCCGGAAAAUGAGCUUCAGAAGUCACACGAAACGGGCACCAACCUGAGCGAGCACCAGCUGCGCGUGCAGGCCUCUCUACAGCGACUAAACAUCCCCGAUUGGUACAAACAGUACUCCGGCCGGGACGGGGCCAACGUUUCCGCCAACAGUGCCGGUGGACCAACGGCCACCGGUGUCCUGCGGAAACGUAACUCCGAUAUCGGACGAUGGACCGGAUUGAGCUCGAAAACCACCUCCCUCAGCUCGCUCGGAUCGCAUCGAUCCGACCGGAGCCCGGUGAUGCUGAGCCCGUCGGCCCACAGCCAUCACGGGGGACAGACCGGAUUCUCGCGGUGGUCCACGUCACACCUGAACUCCAACCAAACAUCACCGAGUGUGUCGACGCGAGGAUCGUUCACGCGCGGUGGACUCAAUUCCAGUGUAGUCUCGGGAUACUCGACGGCUUCCACGACGGCCGGGGCCACGGUCGGAGCAAACAGUGCGAUCCGAAACUCAUUCCGGCAACCGUACCUGGGAUGGAGGAGCCAGGAGAAACUGUCGCAACCGAGAACACCGGCCGAAAGGCUCGCAUCGUCCCUUCUAUCGCAGCAAAAAGUUAAGGAACAACAGCAACGGAAUCAGCAGAAAACAGAACCAGUAGUGACACCGGAGAUCCAAUCAUCCAUCAAGGAGGUCACCUCAGCGAUUGUACAUUAUGUAAACGACCAAACCAACCGACACUCCCGCAGCAGAUCCACUAGUCCAAGCCAAAGAUGUUGGCUAGAAAGCUCAUUCGUCGGCACCAGACCGCUUGACUCGCCGCAAACGCCAAUAAUUGACAGCAAUAGCAACUCGGCGGCGGUCGCCCUCGGUAGCAGUGGCCAUCCACAGACCCAGCACCAGUCGAACGCCGUCAGUGUGGUGGCCGGUGAUCACUACCGGUACAACGCCGGACGGAUGAAUGGCGUCGUGACGCCAACCGCCGGGCCAGCCGCAAGACCCACAACGACGGUACCGACCUUCUCCCUGCCACCCGAGCAACUGUCACCAGGAUCGGCCACGCUCGAGGAUGUGCUCGCCUCUUUGCUAGGGCUGCCGGCCGAAUCACACAGGUCCUCAGUGGACUUAGCUAAUUCCUGUCUAACGCCAACAGUUUCCAGUACCCACACCCUCCAGAUCGAACCGGUUCAAAGUAGAAGGCGCAGCGAGGGAGACGCCGGUAGGAAACGAAAUGACAACAGUUCCGGUGGUUCCGGUGCGAUCAGCAGUGGGCCGAGCAGUAAAGACACCCACAGCCGCCGGGUGUCGCUGGAUUCCUGCGACACCACACAGAAAAGCCACGGCGAAGCACUCAAGUGUCGCUAUCCGAAAUGUGAUGCCACUGCGACGAUUGCCGAGGCGAAAAAGUCCUACAAAAGCUGCCACAACUGCUCGCAUCUGUACUGCUCGCGGGAAUGCCGGAGGGCUCACUGGGAGAAACAUCGGAAGGCUUGCCUGCACUCACGAAUCUCCGCUCUCUGUAGACUGGUGUUGUCCACCUGCAAGGACGAUGCGGACACCCUGCGGCACCUCAGUGUGCUAGCGAGGCGUGGCUACUUGUCGCAGGGACGAGGUGUUGUUAGAAUACUGUUUCGUAGUCCGGAGAAUGCGGACUCAUUCAUCAAACAGGGUUUCCAGUGUUUGGGUGAGGUGAUAUACGUACGCUGGCCGGAUUUGCUCCCGUCAGAGAUGGGUCCGGAGCUGUACUCGGAACUGCUCAAGUUGAGCACCGAGUACAAACCGGACUCGAAAAUGUUAAUCUAUGUGGCAAUCUGUGUCGUAUCGGAAGCUCCGGGUAAUGCUACGGCCCCGGUAAAAUGGGAACGCCAGCUGGUGUCGCGGUGCGCCAAGCUGAAGUUGUGCAAAUCCGUCAUCUUCGAAAUCGACAACUCGCCCAUCGAUAAGCAGUUCCCGAAGAAGGAAUCCGCUACCGAUGUGCUGAUUCUCACCUUCAGCAUCAUGACGAAAACUACGCUGAAGAGUCGCGAGCAGGUUUCGCUCAACAUCCAGAACAUUCUGCGCCAGCGAGGCGUUGUACUGCGCAAGCAUUAUCCCGAAGUCUUCCAGCGACUGUCCACGUUUGUCGAAGGUUCCAUCGAUCGGUUUCUGCCGGUGACGAUGCACCCCCGAGACAACAACACCGGCCGACCGUUCGUUUGCAUCAUUAUGCCGAACUAUGGCGAUUCGGAUCAGCUGCAGUUUCCCAUUUCGGAGAACAGCGACGACGAUCGGGUUGUGACGAUUGACGUCGGAGCGGAACUUGGCUUCAGUACCGAACCGAUGGAUACGUUGACGGUCCAUUAGGAGGGAAGAGAUUUGUUCGUUCUAGGGCGAACUUUGUUCCUGGACCGUCGGAUGGAAGCAAACUGACGGCGAUUUCACAAUGAGGUUGUAUCGAGAGUGUAGUUUUUUUUUUCAAAAUUUUUAAUCAAUCAAAAAGUAUGAAGCUGCUUUUCGUUUACCUAGCAAAUUUUGGAAAUCACCUCGCCAUCAGAGCAAUAAUUUACAAAUUGGUAUGACAAAUUUGACCUAAGCCAAAACCAACAGAUACUUUCACAGCCCAUCAUUCCGAACAGGAAAAUAAUUUCAGUGUUACUGAAUGCUUUAGAAAUAAAAGUAAAGCGAGCUUGAACUGACUCAGCACAGUCCCGUUUGUUACCGAGUACCCGACGAGACGAGACACGGAAGGACAAGGUAAGUCUUACGAUAAUAAUUGUGACAACAAAGAAGGAUAUAAAACCAUGAAUAAACUGAAUAACGCCAAAUUUUUUAUACUGACUAGAGUAGGAUAAACCAAUUUGCAAGUAAAACACAUGAUCCCCAUUUGUUGUAUAGCGUUGAGAAGUAUAACAUUGAAAUGAUACACUAAAACUUGUACAUUUGUCUGUAAGAUAUGAAAUCGUCGUCGUCGUCGUCGUCGUGAUUUUUUCUAUUCCUUAUGGUUAUUACCUCCCCUUUCCUCGCCUGAAUUUUAUGCUCUAUGGUAGUAAUCUAUAAGCUGAACAUUUUACGGUUAGCUUUUGUUGUAACUUUUUCGGGAACGUUUGUUAUCUCCGUUACUACAUCGCAUUCGAAUCGUUCUGAAUCAAUACAAAUUUACGAGAUUAAUAUUGUAAGCAAACGUUAGGCCAGCGAAUGUAUUGCAAGUCUACCGAUCCCUGAUGACAAGCCCGAGUCGGAGAAAUCCUAAGUCCGAACUGUUUUCCGAUGGACCGAUGGGUAUAAAAUUAAGAUAGCUGAACGGUUACAACAAUAGAAGAAGCAACAAAACAAGCAUAUCCCGAGCUAUUUUUACAGUAAAAAUUCAUACAGGAUAAAACGAAAGUAAUGUGUAAUCACAGCAGACCAAUAUUUACAACUAAACUGUUCCUUCGAUAAUAGUUUUCAUGCGAAUUUGAUGCAGCAGCGAAACCAAGAACUCUUCAUUUCCGAGACUAGUUUUGCCCAGAAAAUUCAUGAUGUCAUAUCAUGUCAUUGAUCUAAUGUUAAAAUCCAAAAUUUUUAAUUAUCGGAAUGCUAAAAACUGUAAAAUUAUUUUUAAAGAAAUUUUUCACGAUUUGAGGAAUUUUAUACGGAUUUGGCAAUCGAUCUCACCCAGUCACAAUUAAAUUAUAUCGCUUUUCGUUAAGGUGCGUCGGUUAUUAUAUGUAAAGAAUUUUUGUGUUUCUUCUGAACUCUACGACAUAAAAUUGUAUUCUGUCACUAUUCAAGCCACCCCGUUGGUGCUGAUGAUUUCCAAGCUGCUCAUGUAAUAUUUUACUCACAGUUCAUUUGCGAUCCUCAGAGCGAUUCGGUGGACUCUUGUCCUUAGGGACAACUUGUACUGAAUUAGUUAGCCCGAUACCAUUUCUGCACACUUUUAGAAUAGUGGUUUGAAGCUAAUUCAGCCCAAAAUAGUGAUUUUUUUUAGAGCUUCAAAGAAAAAAAAAAUAAGAAAAAAGACAUUUAGUGUCAUUUAGUCUAUUAUUGACUAAAAUUUCACUUCACUUUCCUCAGGUACAGAUAGUCGAAUUUCUACACCUCAGCUUUUUAAAACAAUCAUCUACAUUCAUCAACACUUACCCUGACAUUUGUUUAUGGUAUUACUUAUGUUUCAUCAUUUAUUGCAUUCAAAGACAAUGUAAGAGCAUUCUAAAGGCUGUUCUAGUUCUAGACGCAAAAUUUAUCACCUCUAUUCUGUAAUUCGAUCGGAUUAUUCCGAUCGGAUACGAAAUUUUGCAUUCUGCAGCUCGAUCGAGUUCGUACUCUGAUUGACAAGCUUGAAAAACGACAACAAGUUGAUGCGGUGUAUUUUGAUUUUUCUAAAGCUUUCGAUUGUGUUCCUCAUGUACUCGCUGUUGAAAAAUUGAGACGAAAUGGAUUCCCUGACUGGAUAACAAACUGGAUUCUUUCGUAUCUUACAGAUCGUAGUGCUUCAGUUCGAGUCGGAACUGUACAUUCUGAUCCUUUCGAUAUUACAUCAGGUGUUCCACAAGGGAGUCAUCUCGGACCACUUCUGUUUGUGCUGUUUGUGAAUGAUCUUUGCAAUGAACUGUCGUCGUUUAAAGUAAUGUAUGCCGAUGAUUUAAAAAUUUACCGAAUCAUCACAAGCCUUGUAGAUUGUUGUGCGCUACAAAUGGACAUUGAAUGUGUCAUAGAUUGGUGUAAUAGAAACGGCAUGAGUGUUAAUGUUAAUAAAUGUAAUACCAUAACAUUUUCACGAGUUCAGUCUCCAAUUUUAUUUGAAUACUCAAUGAUGGCGAAAUCCAGUCAAAAGAGUUUCUUCGGUAAAAGAUUUAGGCGUAGUUCUCGACCGUAAGUUACGCUUCACCGAACAGCUUUCGAUGGUUAUUGCUAAAGCUUUUGCCGUCCUGGGACUUAUCAAACGCAACACUAAAGACUUUAACGACGUUUAUUGUCUCAAGGCUGUUUACAUUGCUCUAGUGCGCAGUAUUCUAGAAUACGGAGUUGUAAUCUGGGCUCCAUACCACAACGUUCACAUCGACCGGAUCGAACGAGUGCAGAAAUGUUUUGUCCGAUUCGCGCUUCGAAGACUUCCUUGGCUUAAUCGGCUUCAGCUACCACGUUACGAAGAUCGCUGUGUUCUCAUCAACUUACCCACGCUGCAAAACCGGCGGAUAUUUCAUCAACGACUUUUCGUUUUUGAUUUGCUUAAUAAUAACAUCGACUGCCCCACACUUCUGGCAAGGAUUCAUAUCAAUGUUCCGGGAAGAUCUUUGCGAAGAAUGGACUUCAUACGACGAUCAGCUCAUCGCACACAGUAUGGACAAAAUAAUCCAAUGGAUGUUUGCUGUAAUCAAUUCAAUAGAGUUUAUCAUCUGUUUGAUUUUACUAUGAACAAAGACACAUUUAAAUCGAAAAUAUUGUUAAGUUAAUGUUUUUAGACUAGAUAGAUAAUAAUAAGUCUGUGCGAUAGUUUUUACUCUAAUCGAAGACAAAUAAAUUUGAAAAAAAAAAAAUUUGAAAAUUCAAAUCUGAAUAUUAAACUUUAUUAUUAAACACGUUUUACUCGUAUUUCAAUUAUAGAAAAAUAGAAGCGUAGCGUAUACCAGUCGUAAAUUUGACAGUACAACUCUAAAACGCCUUGCUAUCGGUUAUUUUAUUUUAGGUUCAGUUUUAUCAUAUAAAAUCUUGAGCUGAUGAACAUACUCUAGGGGACGGGUAUAGCGUGAUGGGUUAGUCAAUGCCUUUCACGCAGCCCACCUGGGUUCGAUUCCCAACCCCGUACAUAGAGUCAGAAAGUGUUCCUGGCUCGAAGAAGCGAAUGACAUUAUGGUUAAAACCUCUAUAAUUAAAACAAAAAAAAACAUACUCUAAUAUUGUGGAGUGUUUUGCUCUAGCAGUCUCAUAAGAACGGUUGUUUUAUACUAUCAGACGUGUUGGCUGCUAGCUUUGGUAUUUAUCAAGGGAAAAAUCUUAACGAUGCUCGUCUGAUCCCAAGGAUCAUCUUUAAAAGAGUCUUUGGAUAGAGCACCACGGUUAAAUAAAAAACGAUAUGGCGCAAUCUCAUAACCGAAGCCAAGCCAAGUUUGCUCAAAGUUAUCCAAAGCUAAGGUUCUUCGGCUCAGUUAUGUCCGAACGAUCGGCAGUAAGGUCGGACAGCACACUGAUAAAAGCGAUGCGGCGCAGUCGUAUUAGCCCAUUUUUCAUUUGUGCUCAAUUGAAAAAGUACCAAAAAUGCACCCGGUUCUUUUUUGCUUUAAAUUAGUGAGGUUUUAAUCUUAAGAUCAUUCGCCAACAAAACUUUUUGACCCUAUGUGCGGGGUUGGGGAUCGAGCCCAGAUUGGCUUCGUGAAAGGCAUCGACAAACCCAUCACACUAUUGCCUAAUCCACGUGUAAAUGUGUUAGUGUGAUUAGUACUAGUUUGAGUGUUCCAAAGAUACCCAGUAAAUUUAGUCGAGCCGCAUAGGGUCAAUUAUUGAAGGAAUAUUUAAAACGAAAAAUUAUACAACGCCCAGAGAACAGUUGAGAAAAUCAUAAAACUGUUUAUGAAAAUUUUCCACACGUAAUAGAAUGAUAUUUUCUUGUUUCAUAAAUUCACACCAGUGUGGUUUGAUUUGAACUUUUGACACCAGUGUGGCAGUUUUAGAUUUCCAGGCGAACGCACACAGUAAACGGUAAACUAGAUGCACCUGGAAAUAAAUACUUCUGUGUUUAUUUAGUCAGUAGAAAAAUUAUCAAAAAUAUGGUGAAGUUUACAGAAAAAUAAUAGCAAAUAACAUUCUUGUUAAUCUCUUCUACCCAUAUUUGGUUAAAAAGUAUCUGAAUAUAUUACCUGGAUUCUGAUUUCGUGCACUUUUGUUAGAUUCUUAGUAGAAUCCACCCAGAAUCAUAUAAAAAUGCUCAAACGCAGAAACUAGAUAAAUUAUUGGGAUACUUUUUAACCAGUAAUGGGUUAACAAGAUUAACAAAAUGAUGAUGUGCUCGUAUUUUCUAGUAAAUUUUAUCAAAUUCUAGAUUACUUUUGUACUAACUUUUGCACCGCAGAGCUGCCAACUGUUUUUUUUUUUUUCAAAAAUCUGUAUUUGGCGGGAAAAACUACCUGUACGAUAUCUAUCUCGAAAAAUCAAACAUCAAUUCAGUGAGGAAACUGAUUUGGCGAGCAAAAAAAAGAUCGUUCCACCUGGUUUAUGAGAUAAGUAUAUAUUUUCAUGAAUUUCAUGUGUUCUACAAGCAGUGAUAGAUUAGAAGCUUUGCACAUGAUGCUAGCGUACAAAUUAUUUUAAGUGUGGCUGUAUGUUUAAUGUUAUAAUGAGCUCAUUCUACUAGAAGUUUCGAGCCUACUUAUCAGUCUAUUACUAGUAAAAUUGGAAUAUUUGCAAUAUUUUUGAUUAGACGCAGUUAUUUUUAAAAGGCGAAGGUAAAAAGUCCAACAAUUUGCCCACAUUACCAAUUCGGAAUGAACUCCGAAUCAAGUCCGGGUGAGCGAAAAAUUUUCAUUCAGUAUUCCAUGUGGAAUUCAGUAUUAAAUCCGAAUCAGUGCUAACUCCAGUGCAGCAAUCGUUCCCGAAUUCGCCGCCAACCACCAGAGGCGUGCCCUGAAAAUUUGUUCGGAAGGGAGGGGGAUUCAGAACAUAUUUAUUAAUUUCCAUACGUAUGGAAGUAUGUAUAUUAUUACUUGAAGAAUGUUUGGUUAUAAAGUCGUUUAUUGGGAAUUAUCUAUUUUAUAAUUGACUUGAAUAUCUAAAAAAAGAGUUUGCACAAUAUAGAGGAGACCGGGGCUAAGUCGGACACUUUUUGGAAAUUGAAAAAAAUCAUCCAUUACAGCUAGGAUUUACCCAUGUUAUCGCUACCGUUGUGUAGAUUCAACCUUCAGCUAUAGUUCCCAAUUUGUGAUUCGGAAUAAUGUGCAUUAGUUUUCGUAUCACGUCGCGCAGAAGUGAUCAACCCAAGAUCCAAUAUUUCUGGAAUUGCGGUGCUAAACCGAACUCGGUAUAGGUCAAAACGAGACAAAACUAAUGAACGAAUAUAAUGGGGUGCUAAAUUUCAAGAUACCUUAAUUUCAACCUUUCGUGAGACUGAACCUCCAGCUAACUGACGUCUGUCUAUCACAUGAAAGCGCGUUUAAAAAGUCAAUCCAUGGAUGAAUUCCAAAUCGAACAUUUAAUCACGAAUAAAUUUUGCCGCCAUAUCUAAAACGAACUGAACUAUCAGUUCGUUUUCUUUGUAAUCCCUGAUUUUAAUGGUAUUGUGUUGAUUUUUUUUUUAACUCGGAAUUAAAAUUUAGCUGCAUAAAAGAUGUUCAUCGAAAAUUCUGCUUUAUGAAUAUAUAUUCUUAUACCCUUGUGGCAAAACGUUGAAACUUAGGAAGAACUCAAAACCAUACGGAUAUUUCGUGAUGAGAACAAACACAAUGUGUUGACUUUUAAAGUACCACAUCAAUAAAUUCAUGUCAUCUAUUACGACACUGUCAAUCGAAUUGAACGAGCUCUGCAAAAACGAGUAGUCGGCUCGAUACUCAGUCCGUUUGGGAGACAAUUUGGGUUGCUGCGAUCCUUCCGAACAAUAUUUUUCCACUUAUGAAAUCGUUAAAGAACACUGCACACGGUGGUGGUGUUCAAACUUAGGUUCCAACUCUCCAUCUUUUAGAAUCCAAAUGAAUUUUAACAAAUCGUUACUAAUCACUGAAAGAGUAGAGUUCCCAAAACAUUCUACUUUCAGAACACUGCCAUAACCGACAAACAAGGGCGUCUUAAAAAAAAAAGAAACAUUGAGUGCAGAAUUCUUCUACAGGAACUCCGAUACUCACCCCGAUGAACGACCAUAAUUAGGUAAAAGCCGGGGUAAAAUAAACAGUUAAAAAAUGCUUAAAAAAAAUAACCACAAACAAUUUUCGUAGAUGCAUACUACUUUUAUUCAACAUUCAACAAUGAAAAAAGAAAAUCAACUUACGUUCACAUUUUUCACUAGGAUCUUGUCCUUUUUUCACUUUUCGCCAGGAUGAAGAAUUAAAUGAUUCUACUCGCAUUGAAAAGCAAAUUUGUAUUAGUCCACUGGGGCAUGCAAGAUUCACUUUUUUUCAUCUUGGAAAGAAUAAAACAGAUGUUCGCAAUGUAAUGUGCACGUAAAAAACGAAAAAUGGAAAUUAAUUUUUGAGGUUUGAAACAUGUAUAAGCUAGAGUGCCUAUAACCAGAGUGACGACAUCUCAUCCGUAAUGCUGGCAGCAAUUCAGAUCAAAGCUGUCAUUCCAAACGAACAGCUGUCGUCACUCUGGCUAUAGGCACUCUAGUAUAAGCGACCGUUCCUUAAGGGGCGGGUAGGGUUUAACACUUUUGAAAAAACAUUUAUUAUUUUCUUUAUAUUUUCUUACAGUAAAACAUUUGAAGAAUUUUCUGUGAAAUUUUCAAGCCUAUUGGAACGAAACUCUGUAAGUUAUUGACCUUUAGUUUUCAUUCUACGAAGAAGCAAGAGCUCGGCGCACAAGCCCAAGAUUUCUACUUCGAUUGACUUCAAAAUUUGACAAAACAUUCUUGAAAUUUUUCGUUAUAAAAAAUUAUAAAAGAAAAAAUAUGAUUUUUUGUAAAUGUUAGACCCUACGGGCUCUCUUGAGUAAUAAAUUAUUUCCAUUGAUUUUAUAGGCAAAAACCUUUAAACGCGUUUCCCUCGAAAGCAGGUUUUUAAAGUCCAUCGUCAUUCAAAAAUUACUGCACUAAUUUUUUUUUUCAAAUUUUGCCCACACUUUCUACAUAUAAAAAACCAGACCCCAACGUUUUCUUUUUCUUUGUUUAUUACUUUGAGGAGAUUUUACAGCUACAAAAUGGUGGAUUUUUUUCGUGAAAAAUCGUAGUUUUCACUUUGAACAUUACCAAAAAUUUAAAAAAAUUAAAAAAUCAAACGGAAACGCUGGGGUCUAGAAAAACUUCUACUCUAACUAUGCUGCGGUCAUUUAUUCACUUCUGAUUAGUCUGCGCUGAAAUACAGUGGACACCGCAAAUCAUGAUUUUUAAGAAGCGUUCUCAAAAAUACCUCUUCACCGACCUAUUUCUCCAUAAUUUUUUACAAAAAAAUUACAAAAUGUUGUUCGAAUGAUGCUUUUUAUCAUGCAAAACAUUUGAAUUUAUUUGGUUGAACUAUAAUUCUGAAAAAAAUUCGCAAAAAUGAUAAUUUUUUUCAUCGUUUAGACCCUACCACCACCUUAAGGGCUGAGGCCAGUGUGUUUUAGGGCGUUUUAAAGGGCUAUUUUCAUGCUUCAAAUCUGAUUUUCUCAGAAACGGUGACGAAUAUAAAAAAACCCAACAGACAAUCUCUUAGAAAAUUAGUUUAGAUUAUUCUGUAAAAAUUACAGAAUGAUUGUUUGACUUUGCGGUCGGGAGUCUUUUUUCUGAAGGAAGAAUUGCAUAGCUGAAAACGGCAACUUUCAACUUGUUCAUUGAAUAUCUCGUCUUCAAAAGCAUGGUUCAAAAAUAUAUCCUGACAAUGUCUAUAUAAUUUAAUUUAGAUGCGAUUAGUGCAUAAAAACACAAAUGUUGUCGCGAUAAAAAUGAAGUGUAAGUUAUUUUUGUGGAGGUAAGACGAUUUCUAUGUCGGCGCCAUUUUAGUUCCCUGGUAACGUAACGAAACAUGAGAGAGAAAUAAAAUCGGCUCAGCAAGGGUGCCAAAUGAGCGGUAGCUUUAUUGGAUUUUAUGUGAUGUAGUCAAACUUGUAACCGAAAAUAUCUAAACUUUCUUGGCCACCCGGUCACAUCGAGAGUCAUUUUGCACAUUUGCGAGAGAGCAUGGAGAGAAAUGUAAUACGCACAGCGAGCCACGCGGUUUUACGCGACCUACUGGCCUCAGCCCUUAACUGCGUUCGAGCACAGUCGUGAAGUUGAAAUGGAUCUAAAUAAACCAGCCAUCUGACACCGGUAUGUGAGCACCAGCCAUUUGAAAGUACACCGAUUAUGUUGAGCCCCUCGCGUUUCGAGCCCCAAACUCUGCGAUGUUUUGAUACUCAUCGCGAUUUUAAAAUUGUGAAAAUUACCUGCAUUUGAUGUCCCAAAACACUGUCUGUUGUAUUUUAGGUAAACCGACAAGUUAUUGUGAGAGAGUCGACUCAAAAUUCACUAAUUUUCGUGCAAUAAACGAGGUAAGCCGCAAAGCAAUUGCAUUACUUAUUGUUUGUUUACAUUUCAAUCAGCUGAUUUUGAGGACACAGGGCCACGUGUUGAGUUUCAAAUCGACCACGUGGCUCGCUCAAUUCCCUUUGCGCAUCGUAUUUCUCUUGUACUCUCUCGUAUAUGAGCAAACUGUACCGGGUUAUCAGCAAACAUUUUAUUAUUUUGAUGAGAAGUUUUAUCACAUUAAUCUAUCGUAUGGGUUGGACAUUACAUGGAUUCCAAUGAACAAUGAAAAAAUAUUCAACUUUCAUAAAGAUUGAAUGUUUGUGUGUUUGGCAGCCUUCUCGAACACAUUUUAUUUCUCUCUCCUUUUUCAGAAUGCUAUCAGAAAACCAAAGCGAAAAAAUGGCGGAUGCAUUGAAACUGACUUUGUUUCAAAGAAAAAUACAAGAUUUUAUUUUUAUCGCGAUAACAUAUAUGUUUUUAUGUACUAAUCGCAUCUAAACUAAAUUAUCUAGACUUUGUCACGGUAGAUUUAUGAUGCAAGCCUUCAAAGCCGAGAUAUUCGAUGAACAAGUGGAGGUAUGGAUUUCCGAGCGUUCCAAUUUUCAGCAGUUCUUCAGUCAGAAAAAAAUACAACACGACCGCUAAACUCAAUGAAUCAUUAUGAAAAUUUCACAGAAUAUUCUUAACUAUAUUUCGAAGACAUUGUCAGGUGGGUUUUUCUAUAUUCUGCACCGUUUCCAAGAAAAUUUAAUUUGAAACGGGAAAAUAGCAAAAAACCUACCACUUUACGGUACUGUCCUCCGCCCGUUCCGAUUUUGAUCUCAUCAAGAUUGCGUCGUGACAGGGGGCCGAAAUAAACCGUCAAUCACAAACAAUUCGAUCCAAAUAAAAACGAUUAGAGCUAAUGCAGCAGCUAGAUGUUUUAUAUGCGAGAUCUGUAAUAGAACUGAAACUGGAACAAACGUAUGUUCAGCAAACCGUUUUAGUUUUAUUUAUUCAAACAGUUCUACUAUCAAAUUGCAAACUGGUAUAUGCUGCCGUUUUAUUGUUUUGUAGUUUUUGAAACACGAGUAAAUCGCUGUUGGGGCUGCCAGUGUUUUUUCUUUGUUACAAUUCCAGAUUUUAAUUUUAAAACUGAUAUAAAUUAUGCACUUAGAUCUAGAACACUCCUGACCAAGUGCUUAGGUGUUGUGUGCGUGAGAAAUUGCUAUUUUACCGAAAAAAUGUAACACCAAGGACCGAGUCAUUCGAAAAAUGCACAUUGAAUUUAUUUAAUUUCUAUUCGAUCUUCAUAAAUUCAUUCUAAUUUUCUUUUUCACAUUGGUUUUCACCGAAAGAAAAAGUUAGUUCUGUGCGACUUUUUCAAAAGGCCGCGACAGCGGGUGAUAGUUUCUCUUUGUUCACUUUCUUUUUCGAUUACAGUGUAAUGAUUAUGAAGAUUUUCACUAUUUUUUCAGCACCAACCGAAAGAACCUUCUUAUCCGCAGUCACUAAUUUUUAACCAGGUCAAGUUUUAUCGACGGAAUCCAUUGUAACAUCAGUCUUUCAAAAUUAUUCAUUAUCUUGAGUUCAGUUAAGUAGUAGUUAUUACCAAAGAUUCGGUCAGUUCAAAUGAUUUCUAGUAGAAAACGACAUGAUUUUUUGUUUAUAAAAAGCAAUAAAUUUUCUGUCAAUAAUAAUUUCCAGAAGCAGAUAUGAGACAGGGUGAGACGAUUGCCUUUCGCGUAGUUUAGCUGCGUUUUUAGGAUCAGCAUUUUUUUCAAAUCUGAAUUGAGAAUCAAACAUCGUCUGUAAUCAAAUCAAAGUAAUAGAAUUUUCCGAUAAAUUGUAGUAAUCAUUCCCCAAUUACCGAAAACAUUCGCGAAAACGAUGAAGGAUACAGUAUCUUCCCAUAAGUGUUUCAUUAGUUUCAUUCGUUUUUCCCUCUAUCGCAAACCGAACUCAUAUUCAUCCCCUCACCAAACCACUAAGGAAUCCUUUUUCCGGCAAGAGAAAACCCCACACACGGAACAAUAUUCCAACAACACAUUCUUCCCGUACGACCGAAGUCAGACCACAGCACGUAAAUAAAAUAUCAGAUUAAACAUCCACAAACGAGAAAAACAGAAUCUAAAUUAAAUCAACACCUGCCGCGUGACGAAUGUGUCACGUCGAGAAGUAGACAUGUUUCUGUUGGUUAGUUGACAGGCUAAAAUCACACUCACACAUUAACAAUUCAACGCAUAUGUCGGAAAAACUCCUGAACACCGCUUCCGUUGGCGAAUUUGUAAUUUGAAACAAUUGCAUGAAGUACGUGUCACGUGAGUUAGAAAGAAGCAAAACGAAAGAAUUUCCUUUCCGUUUGACCUUUUCAACGGUCUCAUCGUUCUUGCCAGGUGGUAUACAUCAGAAAAUUGCAAAUGAAAAAAUAAACAAUUCUAUAGUAUGGAAAAAGGUUAAUGUAAGAAACUGUCUUGAAACGAAAUCACACGGUAAAAGUAAACAUCAUUCCAAGAAAGCUAGAAAAGUUUGCUUUUCCAUCUACAUAGAGCAGAGGUCGAGAGUUGGCAAUCAAGUUGAUCAAACGAGACAACAAUAAAAAAAAGAGAAAGGAAAUUGACACUUUUAUGCUAGCCCGUCAACUGUCUUUGGUGGACAGUUGGGAAAGAUGAGAUUGAUUGGCAAACUUCUGAGUUCCGAUCUCAAUUUGCGAUUGUAAUAUCUUUAGUUAAGACAUUGGUAGCAGAUGGUUCAAAUUGACUCACGGUUCAUGAGACCGGACUGUAAGACCGUAAGGCGAUAGAUACGAAUCCAGAAGCCGGUAUCGAUGACUACCAAGAAAUGUUUGCUAACACUUAACAGAAGAUAAAAAACGUAAGGGAAGUGGAUUGAAUUUUUUUUUGCGAUACACGAUAAAAGUUGGUGCUAGACAUUUAAUGAAAACGUGUUAACGGUUAACGGUUAAGCGACAGCAUUCGAGUCCUUUUCGCACUUGGUGAACCAUCUUAAUACAUUCAGAUUGUUUCAUCAAACAAAAUAUAAAUGAAAACAGAACCAUUGAACGGAUGCAUGACAUAAUCUUGAUCCAUCUCAGUACAUUACAUAUAAAAAAGAUUUUACCUCGCGUCCUAUCUGGAAGAUUUGUUGACAAUUCAUAGCAAUAUUGCCCUAGUUUGAGUUCCUCGUGUAUUCGGUAAUGUGAUCUAUUUCUAUAUGUUAUUUACAAUAACUAAGGUAAAGAGUUACGAUAGUUUGUUGAUUCAAUUCGUUUAUUGUAGGCAUUCAUUUGAACCAAAAUAAUUACCGUUUUCUGUAACUCUAAGCGAGUGAGUUUAUUAUUCAGUAAAGAUAUUGUGCGGAAUUGUGAUACUUCUUUUAAUACAAGGCUUAUGUCCCAUAUUCAAUUAGCUCGUCUAGCAGAUAAUUUAUUGCAUAGCACCGCGUCCGAAGCUAAUCAUCACCAACUACUCAAAACAUUUUUGACCGGGGACGAAAUAUGUGGCUAAGCGUUGACGUGAUGAAAAAUUACGCAGACUGGACUGGCCUCGUAUUACAGCCGACACUGCCCGGUUCAAACAAAUCUAUUGGAAUCGAUGAAAUGUUUCCUCAAUAACUUAACUUUUCAGAACCAGCUCUUGUAAAGUAAACGGAUCGUUUUUUCCUAUUAAAGUUUCAUUAUGCUUGCCAAAUCUGUUAUUUUUUUAUGUGAAAGUUUCGCCAUAAUUGCCUUAUUGACCUUCAUUCAUUGACCGCAACCAGAUAAUAUGAAUCUGGAACUGGAUAUGAUGGAAUAUACAGAAAUUCUCUGCAUAGUACUUUGUCGUCACAUUUCCUACCUUUUCCGUAGGAUAAAUUCGAGUGAGAUGCAACACCCUUUUAAAAAUCGAUAUUUAUUCAGAAAUUGUUACCAAAUCAGAACUUAACUUAUUAUUUUUAAAAGUUGAAGGAAUGCACUACAUACAGAAAAAUAAAAUAUUUUUGUGACAUAUUUAAAUAAAAAAUGUAAAUCCGAGAGAGACGAUAGAGAAAAGAAGCUAUUUACAAUUAUGUUAUUUUAUGAAUGUUUAUUAUUUUUAUACAAAACAAAGAUUUAUUAUUUAUUGUUGUGAUGCAACUUUAAAGCAAACACUAUAAUCAAGUAAACAAAAGAUAAAUUUUCUUGUACAAGGUCGAAGAGAUUAAUCCUGAAUUAAUUUUUAUUUCAUUCCAUUCCUUUGCGUUUCGCCUUCGGCUCGUCAGUGCUUAAAGCAGUUCAAACUGCUAGGCGCGAAAUAGCAGUUCAAUUUAAACAGCUAAGCAGACGCAAAGUUUGCAUUAUUUAUGCAACCCUCAAAUAAUAUUAUUUCUGAAAAAAAAACUGUAGAACAAUUCAAUGGAGCAGAAUUACUUGUCUGAAUGUUUGUUGUAAUUUUCAGAAUAGCCGAAAUUCAAAUUUUUUCAAACUUUUUCACAAUCAGGCCUAGAAAUGUAAAUAGCUUCUGGCCGGUGCUGCAAUAUGUGGACGAGCGUUGUCGGGAUGAAAAAUUACGGCAAGAGCCUUAAAGCAAAUUUAUUGGUUUCGAUCAAAUUCUCAAAUUCGGAACCAUUUUAUUUUUUAUUUUGAUUCGAGACAUGCAUUUUCAGUAUACAUUCAGUCCCCAGCCAGCUGGGGACAAUGAAAAAGCAAUUUCUCCUUGUGCGGCCUUACAAUAUUUCAGGCAUCUUAAAUCACCGCUCGGCUUCAAUUUGUAGCGAACCCAACCUUUUGGAUGAAGCUCAUCGUAGUAGGCCUCACGCAAAAGUUAAAAAAACCCAGGUGGUGAAAUUAUUAGUGUACACCGAUUUCUGGUUUGCGUAUUCGAGUUCCUUCACUUUUUAGUUCCAUAAUUCAUUCGUUCUACAACAUCUAUGAAUUUAUUAUUUGUCAAGUUUUAUCUACUGAUAAUGUUGAUUUGCCCAAUAAAAAAUAGAUCACAUUAUCUUGAAGCAAUAUUAGUGUACCAAUACUUGAUGAAAUUUAGUUAAAUAUAUGUAUAUCAAUGAUCUUCUUUAAUUAGUGAAUCAUAUUAAAAUAGCUAGUUUAAAAUUUUCAACACAGUAAUCUCCAGGACCUAACUUAUACAAGAUCCUUUCAUUUCAUAUCAAUGCUUACCAUAUUUAUUAUAAUUCAAAGCUUGAAACAUUCAGUAAUGUUUAGACAAUAAUUGACGUGAUUUUAUAUAGACUUGAAAACGUAAGCAGCAGGAAUUUCACGAACCGAAGUCAAAACUAUCAUCCUCUACAAUCGAAUGACAUGAAUGUAAAACGAAUAUCUAGCUUUUCGAAAGAAUGGAAAAUCACUCAACCAAGCAAUAGUUUGGACCUGUUACUUCAUACUCGAGAAAAGAAAAGCAGCCACCAUAGAGCCAGAACAAAUGACGCGGAGAAAGUGUCAUGUCCUGUCAUCGGUCUGGGACAUUUAUGAACAGUUCAAAUAUCAAAUGCACACGUUUUGUUUCUAUGCUGUUAUGCUGCAAAGCUCUACCGCACAACUGUACUAGAGAUAAGUGCUUUUUCCUGUGAAGCAGUGAAAUGUCGUAACACGACCAUCAGAAGCAAGUUGCAUCUAGGGCAAAGUUUUUAACAUCCCGUUCUUCUUAUAUUACCUGUAGUGUAACCACCAUUCGAGAUGUACAUUCUAUUUUCUCUAGAAUAGACAGCCAGGGAAAACAGCAAAGCGCUACCGAAAGUUUGCGGUCGAACAAUUCCCUCCCGUCUAUCAGCUUCUUUGUAUGUGAAAUAAAAGUUUCCUCGUCGUAAAAGAAAAUGCCUUGUUUUCAAUUGAUAGAAUAUAAAAUUUUACUUAUGACUAACCGAAGCUUUUUAUUGCUACAUUGCUGAUUGGUAAUACAGUUUUUUUUUCCACGAGUGACGCGCGAAUUUGUUACCAUAAAUUUGAACGCUUAUUUCCUGUCUCGCUGAUUCUGCAUAUAGUAAAUAUAAGAAAUACGAUCGCUUCACUUAUCAUCAUUCCUAGUAGACAUUUGAAAUAAUAGAAGUAAUAAGCUAAGUCGUUUACAAUAAUGUGAACUAAAUAAAACCAAAUUUGAAAUCAGAACACAAAGUGAAGAACAACAGAAGAAGCAAAAAAAAAAACAUACUUUGAGCAUGCAGCAACAUAGCAAA
This is a messenger RNA of Malaya genurostris, 23187 nucleotides long. RefSeq lists its product as uncharacterized. Bases 1005 to 8324 code for a protein of 2439 amino acids. Gene Ontology annotation, biological process: cell-cell junction organization. The record is from RefSeq and is a predicted model, not a curated record. Gene Ontology annotation, cellular component: apical junction complex; plasma membrane. The transcript is spliced from 9 exons. NCBI's taxonomy places the organism in Eukaryota, Metazoa, Arthropoda, Insecta, Diptera, Culicidae.